CACAUGAACAUACCACCUUCAAGUUGCCAGCUCAUCCCCCCAACCCCCCCACCAGCAACGUGCAACCACCGACAAUCAAUCAGCAAGAAAGCAAACAUCGACGACACUUCAUCAUCAGAAAUGGCUACCCUGCGGUGGUCUCUGUGCUGGUGGGCGGGCACCCUGGGGCUGCACAGGGGCAAACGCCACAUGAUGCAUUGCAGGCGGCCUUGCACCAGCACCAUGACCCACUGGAGGCCCUGCCUGUAAUGGGGAGGCGGGGAAGGGUGGGGACGCCACGGGUGGGGCGGAGGAGGCUGGUUGUCUCGUGGGGGUGGACUGCUGCGACCUGCUCGCUCGUAUCCUGUCGCACACGCUGCGCACCCGCUCAACGACCUUCUCGCACUCCUCCUGCUCUCCCUCGUCAACCGUCUCCGGGUUUUGUGUGUCGAAGUUGGCAAUGUCAGGCAACACCUGCACACAAGAACAUCGAUUGUGUCUCGAUUGUCGUGUCUCCCUUGGGGCUACUUCUUUGAGCAGCUUGGCCCAAGUGAAGUCAAAUCCCAUGGCCCUCAUGCCGCCCGGGGCGAUGUAUGUGGUGGCAGUCUGCUGGUUGAGGUCGUCUAUCGUGUUGCACAUGUCGUCAAAGUUCGCCUUGAUCGGCCCCAGCAUGUACUUGGGGAUCAGCACCUUCCUGAGACACACAGAACAGGAAGGGCACGGAUGUGGGCAAUUGGGUAAGCUGUAGGUAGGGAGUGGGCGUCGCUUCUUGCCUGAUGGUGGUCAUGUAUAGUUCCCAGAAGGCGACGAUGUACUCUGCGGCCUUCUCCUGUGACAGCAUGUAGGUCUUGCAGGUGCGGUGGAACAUUUUCUUGUCCUUCGUGUAAGGAACCUGACAGGCACCACAGCAGUGAGAUGUUUUAUGAAUGGCUGGCGGCUCCAAUGACCCCCUACGCUUUUGGCGGUGGCUGCGAUGAGGUUGGCCCACCCGUCUGUGGGCAUCUCCAAAGCGGUUGGCCGCUCAAGGUGCAGCUCAUUCACCCUGCAGCCAUGGCAGACCUCAUUUCCGUGUCUCGUGUGUCUCCAUGUGUCCAUGCAUGUGUCCAUGGAUCGAUCUCACUUUGAGAGUAUUUUGUGCCUCGUGACGGCGUUGGCCCCCUGCUGCUUGAGGUAGUGGUCCACUGACCGCACCCACUUCUGGUUGGUCCGCGUCAGACGACCCUGAAGACCAACCACAACAGACAUGACCAGCGAAGCGUCGGACCAGGCAUGGAUCCACCUGUGCGGCGUUCAUGAAGUCGAGAUAGCGCUUUGUCCAUGCCUCGUUGGCGUCCUUCGAUGACAACUACAACCACACCCAGAAGAGACACAUUUGUUAGCUGACUAUCUACGGCAGGCGCCAGUCCUCACCUUAAGAAACUCCUGCAGCUCUCGCAUCCCCUCCCCUGGAUUCUCCUCACGAAUCUCCUUGACCCCACCUACAGAUCCAGGACAGUCUUAUAAUUCAGGGCGGCUGUUUGUUCACACCUUCGAGUUUUAGGAGGUUGGUUGCUUCGUCCCUCGUGGGCAGUCCCAUUGCCACCUCGUCGAUCUUAUGCCCGCAGUCCUCAUAGUACGCCGCGAAGACGCUUCUCAACUGAUCCAGAUUGACGCCCUCGGCACCUCCCGACGGACCAUGUUCAAAGGAAUCCAGCUCCUGCAGGAAGACAGGAACAAGCUUACUCAACACGUAUCUAUGACAGGAUCCACGUGCAUACUUGAAUGAAGUUCUCGAGCUGCUCCUUGAGACUCCCCAUGAACUUUACCACCGACCGGGGGAGCAUCUUCACAUAGGGCUGCAGCAGACAAGAAAGAGCGCUUGGAGGAAGGCGGAAUCAGUGCGUCUCUGUGAUGUCCUUCACCAGACCUGUUUCAAGACAGAGCUUGCGAGGGCAUCGCUGAUCUGGCCCAUCAACCUACACCACCACCGACAUGAGUGAUCCGCGUAAGUAUGUGUCUCCGGUGGCCCUACUGGCAUUCCUUCAUGGCCUCGUUCCACUUCCUCGGUGUCAUCAUUUUAACGGCCCGAGUCCAGUGGAUGCCAUACAGAAACGCGCAUAUCUGACCUGUGCACAUGCACACGUGAGCAAAUAUGAAGAGCCAGCAGCUAAGUGUCUCUGUGCCUUCGUCUUACCGAACCACGGUUUCUUGGAAUAUUCCUUGAACAGGUUCUUCUGCACCUUUUGCCCGCAGUAUUGGCCGUACACACCCUGCACACAUGAAUGAACCCAGUUCAGGAAAGAAGCAUCAACUUAUCGCUGCACUUGGCGUACCAGCAGCGAGAUGGAUGCAGCCGUCGGGAUGACGUGGUCGGGGCCCACAAUGAUUUCCCUGAAUGACCCAGAACGGCCAAGGUCCCUCUUCUUCCCAACGACCCGUAUGUUGCUUUGCUCACUUGAAGAAAUCGAACUGCUGCUCACGAACCCUGUUGCAUCCCUGAUCAGCCGCAACGGACAACAACGAUCUCGAUUCGCUGUCUCUCGAGUGCCGUGAGCUCACGUCUCUGAGGCCGUUAAGACAAAAGAAGUCGUUGAGCUGGUCAAUCUUGUUGGCCACAAUCCAGAUGUCAUUCGGCUGAAGAGUCCCAUUGGCUGAGCAGAACAACAUGCAUCAUUGCAGACGCUCUUUCUGCGACACUUGUCCCUCAUGUUUACCCAGACAAUCCUCUAAGACGGAGCGUAGAACACCAGCCGCCUUGUGACGACUCGCAUCCACCUGAGUAGAGAGCUUCUAAUGCAAUUCGCCCUCUCUAGUCUUUGGCUCGCUGUGCUCACCACGGCAAGGACGCCGUCGGCCCUCUUGAGGUGGUUGCGCAUGAGGAGGUCCAGGUCAUGACCCUGCCAGAUGCUCAGGUCCGGCGACGGCAAGUCCACCAGCUUCAACGUGCCAACCUCGGCCAAAUCAUCUGUUCACACAAGAGCGAGGCGCCCACACAUGGGCUCAUGUAUCCAUUCAUUUGUCGCCAGGCCAACCGUCGAGUGACGAGAGACACGGGAAGGCGGUGUCGACUCUGAGGGUGAGCGAGGGGUCAGUGAGCAGCCGAAGCUCCUUGGCGUCAAGCACCUCCAGCUGACGACCCAUGUACACCAAAUGCUGCACAAAUAUACACAGACAUAUGACACAGCCCGGCGUUGCCCUUCCAGUGCAUCGAGCACAUUGGCGCGUUCAAUCUCGCGUGUAAUUUCCUCGAAGCCCUCGACUGUCUGUCCCCAGGGACCACUGCGCACACAAACACAGAAACGUCGGAAAAUCAUCAAGUCCUCUCAAUCUGUGCCAAAGUCGGUCACCUCAACGAUGCAAUCAGCGCUUGGUCAGAGGUAGCUUCGCUGGCCAGUUUUACCCGCACCUUCUGUGCCCAUCCUUGAAGCGCCUCAGCGAGUGUGUCCGGCAUGAUUAGCCGUGGAAGGGCGAGAUGUGCUGUGUGCGUCCACUCGAUUGUGAGGGCAGAAGGGGUGCUGGUUGGGAGGCAGGGGAAACCCGCCAACGCUUGCGCAACGGUUGUCUUCCCUAGAGGCACAGAGAAGGAUGUAUGUGUCUCAUAUCUUGCCUUUUGUUCCCUCCUUUACCGGCCUGUGCAGGUCCAAGCACCAGCAGGACCGCUUCCAGGUCGUGAAGACGCCUUGCGAAGUCCAUUAUGCGACGUGCAUGGGCAGUGGCGAGGUUCUCCUCCGCUCCAACCUGUCGAUAGAUAGACCACAGACAGACAGAAGGCUACUUGAAUGCUAUCAGUGGUUCUUCGUGAAAGGUGUGCCGUCUGUCUGUCUGUGUGCGAAUGCCUGUCUGCCUGUAUCGGUUGGAGACACUCGGCUGCCACUUCAAGGGCCUCCAAAGCGGAGUUGAACAGGCGCAAAAUGAUCUCCUUCUGAGACAACGAUGGCACGGCUGAAUGAACAGCGCAAACAUACAGACUCGUAAUUGUGGGCCCAACUCUACGUCCCAUAUUUCAUCUCCUUGUUACAUGGCACCGGUGCCUGCUCCUCUCCUGCAAGGCUGUUUCGACGACUCACAGCAGCUUUGAUCAGAUCGAUCUGCGCCUGGUUUUGCGCGAUGUAAUCACCGACCGUCGAUGACACCUCGUCUGUAGUGAAAAGAAUCCAAAGAGACAUCAAGCGCGCAGGUGAUCAUUUCUGCAUGGCUGCGCACCUUUGUCGGCGGGCUCGCUCUUGCGAUCGGACACUGCAUCCUCCGGUGCCUCGCUCGCUAUCUGAGGACCGCUGAGGAUCUUCUUCGCAACCAUAUUGCCGCCGUCACUGCACGCUCGAAGUGUCGCUGAGCAACAGAGCAAGAGGCAACAUAAUGUGAAAGGGCGUGACCAUAUUCACUGCUGCUGACCUUUCGCUGCAGCCGAGAAGUCGCCGCUUCUUUCUUGCAAUUUACUGACCAAGUCGGACUUCAUCGCUUCCGCCGGCAACAGCUGGUCCGGGUCGACACCCCUCUCCAGCAGCUGGACCAGCACAUCUUGAGGGCCGCACCCUGACGCAUGGCCACUCGGGCUCACUUUCCACAGCGUCAGCAGAGACUUGUCUUCCAGCGCUUUGAACGACUCCACCCAGGGGGCUGAUACACAGAGAGAUGAACACACAUGAGAAUGUAGUUGACCUUCCUUCAGGUUUGUGCGAGUCUCGGCUUGCUUGACGACAGCAACACGGCGACGCAGUUGAGGAUCUGUUUUGAGAAUUUGGGCUCCUGCUUGAACAGAGUGAGCAGGAACUUCCAGACCAGCUGCCGCGUGGAGUACUCGAUGUUGUCGAUGAGUUCCACCUGCUUCUUGACAUCGUUGAUUCCCCUCUUCAGGUUGGUGAAGACGGUGCCGCAGUCCUCCAUGAACCGCUGCUUCUUGUCGCCCAUGAUCUUCUCCACGCUUGGCAGCGCGUCACGCAGCCGCUUCGACCUGUCUGCCAUCUUGCUGACCGAUGAACAAGGACGGGGCGAGGAGGGCUUUUCUG
This is a messenger RNA of Vitrella brassicaformis, 4964 nucleotides long. NCBI's taxonomy places the organism in Eukaryota, Vitrellaceae. The record is from the annotation of a GenBank genome assembly.